AUGGCCAGCAGUGGCAGUGGUCAAGCAUCGCCGCCGUAUAGACCCUACCGCCACCUCAAGACCCUUCGCGGCCAUGAAAACGCCGUGUCGUGCGUCAAGUUCUCAAACGACGGCAACCUACUGGCCUCGGCGUCGCUCGACAAGACCGUCAUCCUCUGGUCAUCAUCCGCCCUAACUCUUCUCCGCCGCCUCGUCGGCCACUCCGAAGGCAUCUCCGACCUUGCUUGGUCCUCCGACUCCCACUACAUCUGCUCCGCCUCCGAUGACCGCACCCUCCGCAUCUGGGACGCACGCACCUCCGCCGGCGAGUGCGUCAAGACCCUCAAAGGCCACUCCAACUUCGUUUUCUGCGUCAAUUUCAAUCCACAGUCCAACCUCAUCGUCUCCGGCUCAUUCGACGAAACGAUUCGUAUUUGGGAGGUCAAGACGGGGAAGUGCCUCCACGUCAUCAGGGCUCACUCGCUGCCUGUGACCUCCGUGCACUUCAAUCGAGAUGGGUCGCUCAUCGUCUCCGGCAGUCACGACGGGUCUUGCAAGAUUUGGGACACAGCGUCAGGGACUUGCUUGAAGACGCUCCUUGAGGAUAAGACCGCUGCAGUCUCCUUCGCUAAGUUUUCGCCUAAUGGCAAGUUCAUACUCGUCGCCACUCUCAAUGACACCCUCAAGCUGUGGAACUACUCAACUGGGAAGUUUUUGAAGAUCUAUACAGGUCAUGUGAACAACGUGUAUUGCGUAACAUCCACAUUUUCUGUGACAAAUGGUAAAUACAUUGUUAGUGGCUCGGAGGAUCACUGUGUCUACUUAUGGGAUCUUCAGCAGAAAACUAUGGUGCAGAAACUUGAAGGCCAUUCUGAUACUGCCAUCUCCGUUUCCUGUCAUCCAUCAGAAAAUAAGAUUGCGUCUGCAGCUCUUGGAAAUGAUAGAACUGUCAGGAUUUGGUUUCAAGAUACUUAA
Molecule: messenger RNA, 954 nt
Organism: Prunus armeniaca (apricot)
Lineage: Eukaryota; Viridiplantae; Streptophyta; Magnoliopsida; Rosales; Rosaceae
Source: the annotation of a GenBank genome assembly